This is a messenger RNA of Polistes dominula (European paper wasp), 3490 nucleotides long. It is a transcript of the gene side, whose product is annotated as motor axon guidance molcule sidestep. Gene Ontology annotation, molecular function: protein binding. The record is from RefSeq and is a predicted model, not a curated record. Lineage: Eukaryota; Metazoa; Arthropoda; Insecta; Hymenoptera; Vespidae.
UAAAGAAGAAAGAAGGAUAAAAGAAAAAGUAAACUCUCGAGAGAAGAAAGGGAGAAAGAAAGGGACAGUCGGCGUCUAGAUGUCUCCAACAAGGACGGAAAAAGUAUUGACUAAGCUAAAGGAAAUAUCAGGCCGUUGCGAGGGAGAUACGAAAGGGUUGCCGAACGGGAAUUGAAGCGAGAGGACGAGCAGGAAGGGGACAAAGAAGAGAGGUCCGUUGGUUGGACAAAAAGUGCGACGGCUCGUUUUGUUAAUCAAAAAGAUUCCAUGAGCCAGCCGCGACGUGUCCGGCGUAAUAACGAGCACGUGUGAGGGAACGAGCCAGUAUCUAACAUCUUUACGAAAAAAAGGCUUACGAGGAUCGUAAAAGAAAAAGAAACAAAAAAAAACAAACAAAUAGAGAAUAAAGCAGGAACGAACUCUCGUUGAAAAUGUCGUACAUUCGAAAUACGAAAAAUCUCGAGAUCUAUUUAUCCGAAUAAUUUCGUUCUCGCUAAAUCGAAAACGUGAAUGAUAGGAUUCGUAAGUAUUGGAUCUUGUAUUAAAUGAGAAUAAAAACUAAAUAAGAUACCGUAAAGAAAAAAGAGCACUAUCAAGAAUGAAAGGAAGAUCUUGCGAAAAGAGCGAAAGCUCGCGAUCGAUUUUGUCGACCGCGGUGUAUUCGUUGGAAAAUCGAGUACGUCCAGAAUUUAUCAAGAGAAAACCUUCUCGUUGAUUCGUUCGAGCUUGUAGCUCGAAUGUUCAUCAAUCGAAUGAGGAAAAUCAGUAGUGGGGGUGGUGUUUCACACAUUGGCAAAAACACCUGAGCUUGAUUCGAGAUGCGCUCCCCGAUCGGACAUGGUACCUUAUCAACGAGUUUGCUGAUAUUUCUAACAUUGCUAAAAACACAAACCUCCGAGGCAACUCCUAUACAAGAAGAAAGUCCCUUUCAAAGCAAAGCACCUGUCAAAUUGAUAUGGGCCAACGAGGGAGAUGACGUUGAAUUACCAUGUGACAUAACACCUCCCACUCCUAAUGAUUCUGUUAACAUGGUACUCUGGUUUAGAGAUAGUGCUGGCAUACCUCUUUACAGCCUAGAUGCAAGAAGCGGUAACUUAAGCGACGCAUUUCAUUGGGCCGACAGCGACGACCUUGGAAGGAGAACUUACUUUCAAGUGGGCGACGGUCAACGAUCAAAAUUGAAGAUCACCAAAGUCAAAUAUAAGGAUCAGGGUUUAUACAGAUGUAGAGUUGACUUUGUCGACUCUCCAACAAGAAAUUUCAGAGCAAAUCUCACCCUCGUCGAGGAACCGACGAGACCAGUAAUAUACGAUGCGCAGGGACGUGAGGUAACUGGGAUAGGCGGCCCUUUUCUCGAGGGUUAUGGUCUACUUUUGACCUGCCAAGUUUCUGGAGGAAAACCGAAACCAUCGGUAACGUGGUGGAAGGACGGUGAGCUACUCGACGGUGUAGUCGACACUCCAACAGAUGAUUCCUUGAGCAAAUUCACAAUAAAUCAUCUCUUCAUUGGCAACAUUACUCGGUCGUUAUGGGGCACAAAACUUGAGUGUAGAGCUCAAUCUGCGCCUAUGACGAAACCUAUCAUUCGAGAAGUACCUCUUGAUAUUUAUCUUAAACCUGCCGUGGUGAAAAUUACCCUAAGCGACAAAGAGAUGUACGCCGGUCAUCCGAUUGGAGCGAAAUGUGAAACUUGGGGUAGUUCUCCAGCUGCCAGAAUUAUAUGGAGAUUAGGUGACGAGGUGAUCGGUGAUCCUAUCGUUUCUAUUACUCAAAGAAGUAAUUCCACCGUCAGCAAGAUCGUUCUUACUCUUAAUAAAAAUGACGAUGGAAAAGAACUUACUUGCAAAGCUGAAAAUCCUCGAUUUCCUGGCGGUGUUCUCGAAGAAACGAAAAUUCUUUACGUUCAUUACGCACCAGUUCUAACGGCUCACCUAGCAACAGGAUAUAUUCUAGACACAUUAAGAGAAGGGGAUGAUCUGAAAUUGAUCUGCAAUAUUCAGAGCAAUCCUCCACCGACAAAAGUUAUUUGGUAUCAUAAUGAUGUACGAUUAGAGCAUGACGUGAGUGCCGGUAUUUUGAUAUCCUCAAAUACGCUCACUCUGCGUGUUCUCACUCUCGACCACUCUGGUGAAUAUUCUUGCGAAGCUAGAAACUUUGUUGGACAAGGACGAAGUCCACCUAUUCUUAUUUACAUGAAGUAUGCUCCAAGAUGUAGAGAGGGUUAUGAGAGGCGAGAAAUAAUGGCUGCUAAACGUGAAAUGGUGACCAUAAGAUGCGAAAUCGAAGCAGAUCCAGACGACUUGAUUCGAUUUUCCUGGAGCUUCAAUGGAACGCGAAGCGACGUCCUACCGCUACCAAAUUCAAGAGUUCGAGAUAAUGGCCUCGUUAGUUUACUGGAUUACACUCCCAAUGCGGAUACCGAUUACGGUACUCUCGCUUGUUGGGCUAGUAACAGUAUAGGAAGGCAAAGGCUUCCAUGUUUGUUCAACGUAAUACCGGCAAAAACGCCACAAACACCCAUGGACUGUUCGUUACACAACGAAAGCACUUCCUUAGAAGUAAAUUGUAUUCCUGGUUCGGAUGGUGGUUCACCACAACACUUCCUCUUGGAAGUUCGCAGUUCCUUUGGUAAUUCUGGCAUCGUACAGGUCAUUCCACAAACUCUUCAAACGCCACAGAGCGAUCAAGGUGUAGUGAGCGAAGUACCGCCUAUAUAUCAAGAAAUAAAUCCAAAUCCUAUCUUUCGACUUCACGAUCUCGAACCAGGCUAUGAUUAUACUCUCUACGUAUAUGCAAUCAACGGACGUGGAAGAAGCGAUCCCGCUCUUCUAAAACACGUACAAGUUGCUGAACCAAUUGGUGGAAAAUUAGAAAGCACUGGUAUUUUCCUCGAAGAUUUAAAGAAAGCAAUUCCUCAAGUCGAUUCACAAAGCAUGAUCAUCGUAAUCGCUUUUAUAGGUGUAGCGGCGUUGAUUUUAGUAUCCAUCGGUGUAGUUAUUGGAUUGGUGAUUUGCAGAAGAAGAUCCAAUAGGCCCGUUGUUUCUAGUCCUGACGAUUUCACUAGACCAACUUAUAUAUCCGCGCAAAGAAUUGAACCUAGAAUUAGGUAUACGACCGAUGGUAGACACUCGCAGAGAAGAAGCUUAUACGUCGAAGAAAAUCGAAACGAUGCAGAUAUUUUGCAACAAGUAGAAGUCGAUUUGCAAGUCUAAUUGUAAAAAUUUGAAACGAGCUACGUGACUUCCUUGCGAAAGCAUAGUCGUAUCACCAGUAUUUUAAUUAAGAAAAUGAAAUCUAUAACAGUAAUUUUCUCAAUAUUUCUGAUCAAGUCGCGAAGUAUAAGUAUUAGCAUAGAUAGUAUUAUUUUCCUAAAAAGAAAAUUAUAAUAUUGUACAGGAUAUUUCUGUCGACACAAACAAGUGAAAUUUAUUAAUAAACACUAUAAAUAUUUUCAAUAUUUUAAUUCUAAUUGUACAUUAUAAUAUUAACA